AUGCGCUCCAGCGAGGGUCGCGUCCUUGAAACCGCCGACGCGUUCCUGGACGACAAGGCCGAUCGACUCUGGAGGACGCGGUCGGCGGCGCUUCGCGAACUGGCACAGAAGGUUCGAGACGGCACGGAUCUUGUGCUCCUAUGCGCGGGUAGGAUUGAGUCCUGUCACGGCGAUCUGCUGAGGAAGGGGAUCCUGGCCGAAGCGGCGCAGCUCGAGGCCACCAGCAAGAAGAAGCCGCGCUCCGACAAGGGCAAGCCGAGAGGUCCUCGGGGGCCCAGGGCCGACUCGGUGGAGACGGCGGCCCGCAUGGGGGUGCUGUCGACCUUCUACCUCCGGCACGCUUAUGGACGAGACAGCCAGAGGCUGCACGAGGAGAGCGGGGUGCUCCGCGAAUGGGGGGGUGCUGUGCGCGGGGUGCGGUGA
Molecule: messenger RNA, 423 nt
Organism: Emiliania huxleyi CCMP1516
Lineage: Eukaryota; Haptophyta; Isochrysidales; Noelaerhabdaceae
Exons: 1
Coding region: 1-423 (140 amino acids)
Source: RefSeq, a predicted model, not a curated record